AUGGCUUCUCGUGGGAGCAUAGCUGCGCCAGAGGUCGCCGUCAAGAUUUCCACAACACCACCUGAGGCUCGAUACCAUGAUCCUGCAUCCAGUAAAGACGAUGGCUCGAACGAAAUGCAAAUUAGUUCGGCGACAGCGCAUUCCGCCAAUGAAAUCGCCAGGAGAACUCGAACCGGUUUGAACUCUGAGCACGGCCACAGUCUCUCCUACAUCCGCCCCAUGACACAACAUCCUGGCUCGUCUGUCGCGGCUUUCUUCAAAGGGCUCUUUACCACUGUCAUCGGCAUAUCAACUCUCGGCACAAGCGUCACUUUCUCUUACGUCCUCUCCGGCGAUACCACCAACCCUCGCUCCGCAAACCCUGUAUUUGAUCUCCGGCAGACACAGCUAUUCCUUGCUAUCAGCUGGCUCUUGUUUCUGCUUGCUCUGGCGAACGCCUCUCUCUGCUCGACUCUCCUGACAUUCUUCAAAUACCACUGGAUUGCUGACUGGGAUGGGGUGAAUGGCAAAACGAGCCAGUUCGAAGUACAGAUAUAUGCCGUCUCUGCAGCUGCUCUGAUGGGUGCCCUGAUCGUAGGAGCCUUUGUGCUGCUAAGUUUGGUGGUGGCGGCCUACUCUGCUAUGAUCGGAUGGGUUGCGCUUGGGUUUACCGCGUUUUAUGGACUCAUCAUUGCCGUAGGGGUUCUGCAACAGGUGCCAUGGCCCUGGAGGAGCAACACGCCGACGCCGGGUGCGAACCACUCUGAGUGCUAG
Messenger RNA from Cladophialophora carrionii CBS 160.54, 753 nucleotides. RefSeq lists its product as uncharacterized. NCBI's taxonomy places the organism in Eukaryota, Fungi, Ascomycota, Eurotiomycetes, Chaetothyriales, Herpotrichiellaceae. The record is from RefSeq and is a predicted model, not a curated record. The transcript has a single exon. The coding region runs from base 1 to 753 and encodes 250 amino acids.